AUGGCUGGUGAGGACAGUUUUAUAGUGUUGGUUCACCACAGAGGAUCGAUUAAGAGGAAAACUCGGUCAGGUGUCAAGUUCACCGAUAAGGAUCCUCUCUGUAUUAUCGUGAGUUCUAUGACGAGCUAUGAUGACCUUGCUAGGUCUGUACUGGAAAAACUUGGUCUGGAAGGUGUUAAAAGGGUAAAGAAGUUUUUCUAUCGCAUUCCAAUCACAGUGCUCCAAGAUAGCGUGAAGUAUGAUAGUUUCACGAUCGGGAAUGAUGAGGACUUGCAGGUCAUGUUUCUUUGUCGCCGGCAGUUUCCCGAAGUUCGGACACCGGAGCUGUUGGCAAAGCUGGUUGAUGUGGUGUCCAGCUCGGGGGGUUCGAACCGGAAUACCAACACUUUAGCGACGGUUGUCGGUUCUAGCUCAAGACCUGCCGUUGCAUCUUCCUCAGUCCCUGCUUACGAGCCACCCGCCCCGCCUGUUGCCUCCCCUUCGUUCGCUGUUGAUCUCAACGGCAGUGUUGGCGACGAGGUUGGAACAGCGGAACUUGUUCCUACCUCUGUACACUGUGCUGCACCGGCUGGGGCUGGAGAUGGAUUGUUUGAUGAUGUAGAGGACGAUGAUGUCGAGCCGGAUAUGAUUGCUGAUGAUAGUGGCAAUGAGAUCGGAGCGAGUGAGCCUGCCGGUGCCGGUGGUGGCUCUAGCUCUGGCACGCAGCAGUACCCUCCACAUUUUUCAUCUUUGGACUUGGAUGCCAUGAGGCAUCCGGGGGUACCUGGGGAGGCUGCAGGAUUUGGCGCUAGAGAUGCUGAAGGGUCAGUUGGUAUGACAGAGUUUCAGGUUGGUCAGCAAUUUCAGGAUAAGGAUGAUGCCCUGUUAAGUGUGAAGACUUACAGCAUCCGCCGAGGUGUACAGUACAAGGUUGUGGAGUCUGAUUAUCUCCGUUACGUUGGUAAGUGUUCUGAGUUCGGGAAUGGGUGCACAUGGUUGAUUCGGCUGAGUCUCCGGCAGCGCAAGGGCAUAUGGGAGGUCAAACGGUACAAUGGACCGCACACUUGUCUCGCCAGCUCUAUCUCCAGUGAUCACAGGAGUUUGGAUUAUCAUGUGAUAUCGGCAUUCAUUAUGCCAAUGGUUAGAGCUGAUGCAUCCGUUAGCAUCAAGGUGCUCCUAAAUGCGACUGCAUCGCACUACGGAUUCAGGCCGACCUACAGGAGGGUGUGGAUGGCGAAGCAGAAGGCUGUUGCGCUCAUUUAUGGUGACUGGGAUGAGUCUUACAAUGAGCUCCCACGACUGUUCUGGACUUUCCCGCCGUGUAUCGAGGCAUUUCGUCAUUGCAAGCCGUUGGUUAGUAUUGCUGGGACCCAUCUCUAUGGCAAGUAUGGGGGUACUCUGCUUGUGGCGAUUGCACAGGACGGGAACUCCAACAUACUCCCUGUUGCUUUCGCACUAGUCGAGGGUGAGAAUGCUGAGUCUUGGUCAUUCUUUCUCUCCCACCUCCGUCAGCACGUCACACCACAGGCAGGUCUGCUCGUUAUCUCUGACAGGCAUAACGGCAUCAAGGCCGCCCUUGAGGCUCCCGACGGUGGCUGGCUACCUCCGGCUGCAUACCGAGCUUUCUGCAUUCGGCACGUAGCAGCAAAUUUCGCCCUCACCUUCAAGGGUAAAGACGCAAGGAGGCUUCUCGUGAACGCUGCCUAUGCUAAGACGGAGGUCGAGUUCCAUUACUGGUUUGAUAUUCUUCGUUCGGAAGAUCCGGCGAUGCGUGACUGGGCAAACCGGAUUGAGUAUUCAUUGUGGACACAGUAUUGCGAUGAGGGCCGAAGAUUCGGUCACAUGACCACAAAUAUAUCUGAGUGUGUGAAUUCAAUCCUCAAGGGUGUGAGGAACCUUCCUGUAUGCUCGUUGGUUAAAGCAACGUACGGUCAGUUGGCCGAACUUUUUGUUCGCAAGGGGAAAUAG
Messenger RNA from Arachis stenosperma, 1947 nucleotides. RefSeq lists its product as uncharacterized. The transcript has 2 exons. NCBI's taxonomy places the organism in Eukaryota, Viridiplantae, Streptophyta, Magnoliopsida, Fabales, Fabaceae. Bases 1 to 1947 code for a protein of 648 amino acids. The record is from RefSeq and is a predicted model, not a curated record.